Molecule: messenger RNA, 4133 nt
Organism: Pelmatolapia mariae (spotted tilapia)
Lineage: Eukaryota; Metazoa; Chordata; Actinopteri; Cichliformes; Cichlidae
Product: tumor necrosis factor receptor superfamily member 19-like
Exons: 10
Coding region: 201-1247 (348 amino acids)
Biological process (GO): positive regulation of JNK cascade; positive regulation of canonical NF-kappaB signal transduction
Cellular component (GO): plasma membrane
Molecular function (GO): signaling receptor activity; protein binding
Source: RefSeq, a predicted model, not a curated record
UCUGCCCUCGAUCCGCAGCGGCUCGGAGUCGAGCCGUGCUGGGCUGGAGCAGCAGCAGCAGCAGCACUGGCAUGGUGAGCGGACCGGUGCGGGAAACAGCCCACCACACCUCUCACCGGUCAGCUUUGGACUUCUAAGCGACACUCUGUAAUCAGCAGGCCCCGUUUGUAGCAGCUUCAAGCUCUGAGCGGCCCAUCAAAAUGGUUAGGAUGCUUCAGAACACCUUCUCACUUGUGCUAACGUUGCAUGUCCUGUAUUCAUCUCUGAUUCACGCAAGAGCCGAAGAGCAGACCAGAGAAUGCCGAGAGCAGGAGUACAAGGACCGCUUUGGAAACUGCAAACCCUGCAAGCAGUGUGAUGCAGGACAGGAGCUUUCAAAGGAAUGUGGCUUUGGUUAUGGAGAGGAUGCCCGGUGUGUGCCCUGUCGGAGCAGUCGCUUCAAAGAGGACCGGAGCCUGCAGAAGUGCAAACCCUGCCUGGACUGUGGACUGAUCAACCGCUUCCAGAAGGGCAACUGCUCCACCACGAGCAACGCCGUGUGUGGCGACUGCCUGCCAGGAUAUUACAGGAAGACAAAACUAAGCGGUUUCCAGGACAUGGAGUGCAUACCUUGUGGAGACCCUCCACCUCCUUAUGAGCCCAACUGCAGCGGGCGUGUGAAUCUGGUGCCGCUGCCCUCGGUAGUGACCAGUCCACGGGACAUGGCUCUGGCUGCGGUCAUCUGCAGCGCUCUUGCUACAGUGCUGCUGGCCCUGCUCGUUCUGUGUGUCAUCUACUGCAAGAGGCAGCUGCUGGAGAAGAAGCCCAGCGCAGCUUCUCUGAGGUCUCAGGACUGUCCUUACCGCGGAGCAGAGCUCUCCUGCCUGGACGCCCGCUGGCUCCAUGACUUUCCACAGAGACCUUGCUGCCAGUGUCACCUGGGCCCCGGACACACCUGUGGUCCCGUCCAUCUAAUCCCGUCUCUGUGCUGCGAUGAGAGCUGCAGUCUGGGCCGCAGCCAGGGUAACAGUCCUUUCCAGUCCCAGAUGAGUCUCAGUGAAGGAAAUGCAAACAUGGACGAGGAGCUGGAAGGACAUCCCGAGGCCAUCUGUAGGGCUGAGUAUUUUGAUGAACCUGCAGAAGGACCUGGGGUGGUGGGAGAAGAGGACGAUGAGGGGGAAAGGUGCGGGUUGAGGGACAAAUCCCCUGAGAGGAGCUCACGGAGCUGCAGUGAAGCUGUGACAGAUGUACCGAUUCAGGAAGGAUGACAUAGAUUUCUUUGGCUUGUGUUCCACCCUUGAACCACCCUGGACUCGACAACAGCCGUGGCCGGAUCCUGUCUCGGAUUUCUCACUAGUCCACCCCCAUCAAACACACACACACAAAAAAAAAAACCCCACUGCAACCACCACUACAUACACCCAGACAACCAGUGUGGCCACUCUGCCCACUUCAGAGCCCUCCAUCUACCAGAAUAUGUGCUUACAUGCAAACAAAAGCAUAGAGACUGUGAAUUCGUUGACCCAGAAGGUAAAAAUCAUAUGAAGUUCAAAUGUCGAGGAGUACUGACCUAUUACUGCGGAGCGCAGUGAAUCAAAAUGAGCCUCUGCUCUGCAUCGAGAAUGUCUUGCAUCUUCAUGUGUAAGAGAACAAACAAACAAACAAAAAAAACUGUACCGCUCAUUUAGCAGCUGGUGUUAUGAAGCUUUUGUGUGUAAAGUUGUAAAGUUUGAAGUGUGACAAAAAGUGUCAAAAGUGAUUAUGUUGCACAUUGAAGACAAUCUUGAUAAUAUGGAACAAGUUAAGAUGAGGAAUGUCUAAGUGAUAAAUGUGUUGUAGAUACUGUAAGAUAGUAAAUAGGUCAAUAUUUUUGUAACAUAGAUAGGCAUCAUGUAUGUCCCCCUCCCAUGCACCCAGUUAUGACGAUGGUUGUAUUUGGUCACUUCCAUGUGCCAUUUUUGUAAAUAAACCACUUGAACAUGUUUACAUACAUUCUGUCUUCAUUUUUAUUUUUUGUUAAAUGUAAAAAUUCUUUAAUGAAAUUAAAAAGUCAGUCAUAUGGAUGAAGUUCUGAGGUCUUUUUUUUUUUAAUCAAUAACCACAAACUCAUAGUUAAGUACUGCGCUGCUUUGAAUCAGUCACUCACUCAUGUAAUAAUAGACUUCUCUGCAUUGAAUCAUUACUUGUUAAUCUCUGGUUCCCUUUCAUAGCACAUCUUUUGUUCUGUCUUCCUUUGUUCACCCCAACUGGUUGCAGCUGAUGGCCGCCCCUCCCUCAGCCUGGUUCUUCUAAAGUAUUCUUCCUAUUAAAAGGGAUUUUUUCCUUUCCACUUACACCAAAGUGUUUGCUCAUAGGGAGUCAUGAUUGUUGGGUUUUUCUCUGUUGUAUUAUUGUAGGGUCUACCUUUUAAUAUAAAGGGCCUCGAGGUGACUGUUGUUGUAAUUUGGGGCAGUAUAAUUAAAACUGAACUGAAUGUUGCUGAAGAAUCAGUACUCAUCAGACCAGGCAACAUUUUCUAGUUUAUUAUGUAAUUUUGGUGAUCCCAAUGCGAACUGUAGCCUCAGUGUCCUGUUCUUAGCUGAUGAGUGUCACCUGGUGUGGUCUUCUGUAGUCCAUAUGUUUCAAAGUUCCCGUGUUGUUACAAAGUAUGCAGAUGAGCAUCUCUGAAUGAGCGAACAGUUACUUGUUGCCUUCCUAUCAACUCGGUCUCCUCUGACAUCAUCAAGGCAUUUUCAUCCAGAGAGCUGCCACUCACUGGAUAUUUUUCUUGUCAGACCAGUCUCUGUAAAUCAGUCCAAAGUCACAUAACUCACCUUUAUUUCCCAUCCUGAUGCUCAGUUUGAACUUCAGCAGGAUCCAGUCUAAAUGCAGUGCUGCCAAGAAACUGGCUCAUUCGAUUUUUGUGUUAACCAGCAGAUGAACAGGUAAGUGAAUAUUGCCAUCUAUUCUUCUAAUUAAAAAACAAACAAACAAGCAUUUUAUAAAUAUGACAGCUGAUCACCACGGGAAAAAAAAAAAUCACUAAAGAAUGAUUUCAUCUAAACAUCAUGUUUCUUCCAAAGCCAUCUGUACAGGCAGCGUAGCACUCAGUGUGACAAGUCAACCUGUUUUGAUGCCUAAAAUUACACUAACAUUAAUACUGGGGCUGCACUUAAGUUACAUUUAAUCUCUGCUGAUAUAAUUUGCUUCAGGUUUAAUUGGAAAUAGAUCUGAAAGCAAAGCAAUGUUGGAGAGACAUCACAUCCACAUAACUGUCAAAUCACAGUGUUGCAGCCUCUGUGUGGUUCGAGCCACCCAGCUCGCUCAGGCUCCGCCUGUCUGAUGGCGUGUUUACACUUUCAACAGCGACGUGAAUCUGCAUCUCGGAGCUGGCACAAGGCAAGCAAAGGCAGCUGCAGUCAGAGCCCAGCUGACGACUACAGUGUGAAACUGUUGGAACAGAUGCAAACAGCCUCUGUGGAGCAGACUCUGAAGCGUUUUUGUAAAUAUGCACAACUUCUUAAACUUCCAGAGACUGUGUGGCUUUGUGAUUUAUACUGUUGCAGCAGCUUUUAUGAAUAAUAUGAUAAGAACUGACCAAAUCUUUCCUAUUGUGCUGUAAAAAACUCACAAGCUGAAGCUCUUCUUUUUCACCCCUCCCCAAACUCCUGACAGACAAAACAGAUGGAGCGGUAUUAAUUUAAAGCCUAAACAAUGUCCACAUGACAGGAAGAACGGAUUAAGUAUUCUUCCUCAUGCUGAUUUGAUCAGGAAAAAACCAAAACAAAACAAUGUUCUGCUGUUACACAAGCUCAGAACAAUCUUUUGGGGGUAUAAACUGUGAAAAUGAUUGCAUUUUGUUAUUCAUUCUUUCAAAAGUUUAAAGUGUUAAACUUUUUAAAGUUUAAAUGGUAAAAAAAAAAAAAAAGGUUUUACAACAGUUUCAGGGUUCUUUAACUUUUUAACUGUGUGCAGCAAGAGAACAUGUCGAAUAUAUUAAAUAUACAUUAUGUUCAUUUGCAGAAAACAUGAAGAUCUUUAGAAACAGUGACCAUGAAAUAUGAUGGCAUGUCUUUGAUUUCUCCAGCGUUCUCUCAAUCUUUGCCUCAUAAAGUUCGUUUCCUUGCAGCCAAAACUGGCCUUCAACUCUCAGAGUCCAUGAUGAAGGUCUCAAA